AACAGCACAGCCUCGGCCAGACCGAGGGGGAGAGGUUCUGGCUCUGGUCUGUUUGGGGGGGUGGAGAGAGAGAGAGAGAGAGAGAGAGAGAGAGAGAGAGAGGGAGGGUCGAUGUGCUCAUGCCAGUCUACCACCGUCAUGCUUGUCCAUGGGUCCUCUAAGCUCCCGCUCCUUGGCCGCUUCCACCCCCGCCACAAUCCUCGCCAUCGAUUCCGUUGCCUCUUGGACCAGAUUGCUCCUUCCUUCUCCGUCUCUUCCUCCGUCAGCUCCGUCGUCUUCACCUCCGCCAACGUCAUCGCCGCCGCUGCCAAGGGAUCCGGCUCGCUCCACGGUGCCGUUGCUUCCGCCAUCACUCAUGUCGCUGUUACCGCUGUCGCCAUCGCCUCCGGUGCUUGUCUCUCUACUAAGGUCGAUUUCCUCUGGCCCAGAGUGGAGGAGCAACCUGGUUCUCUUAUGCUUGAUGGAGUUGACGUGACCGGCUGCCCAAUAUUCAACGAUUCCAAGGUUCGGAAGGCCAUUGCAUUUGCCAAGAAAGCCCAUCACGGGCAGUUGCGUAGAACAGGAGACCCUUAUCUGACCCACUGCAUCCACACUGGAAGAAUCUUGGCAAUGUUGGUCCCUUCCAGCGGCAGACGAGCAGUUGAUACAGUUGUGGCCGGGAUCCUCCACGAUGUGGUCGACGAUACAUGUGAAAGUUUGCAGAGCAUCGAAAAAGAAUUUGGUGAUGAUGUAGCAAAACUGGUAGCAGGUGUGUCCAGGUUAAGUUAUAUCAAUCAGCUACUCAGGAGACACCGUCGAGUAAAUCUGAGCCAGGGUAACUUUGGUCAGGAGGAGGCAAAUAAUUUACGAGUUAUGCUCCUGGGCAUGGUUGAUGAUCCACGAGUGGUCCUUAUUAAGCUAGCCGAUCGUCUUCACAACAUGAGAACCAUCUAUGCUCUGCCAUUGCCAAAGGCUCAUGCUGUUGCACAGGAGACCUUGGUUAUUUGGUGUUCACUUGCUUCUAGAUUGGGCCUCUGGGCAAUGAAAGCUGAACUGGAAGAUCUCUGUUUUGCAGUUAUUCAGCCGCAUGUGUUCCGGAAGAUGCGAGCUGAUCUAGCCUCCAUGUGGAGCCCGACCAACAAAGCAGGAAAUCAGAGAAGAAUACUAGCAAGAGCCAGCGUUUCACCUUUUGAUGAGAACAAUGGGUCUAUAAAUUGCGACGGGAGCUUUCCUAUGGAUGAAAACACAAAAACUAUGAAGGAUCUCUUGGAAGCUGUAGUGCCUUUCGAUAUCUUGUUAGAUCGGAGAAAAAGAAGCAAGUAUAUUAUGGACAUUGGAAAGAAUUCUGAGAAGCUCAUAAAACCUAAGGUUGUUAGAGACGCUGCUGUUGCCUUGGCAUCUAUGGAUGUGUGUGAGGAAGCACUGGAGCGCGAGCUGCUAAUAUCAACUUCGUAUGUUCCGGGAAUGGAGAUUACUCUUUCUAGUCGGCUUAAAAGCCUGUAUAGCAUCCACAGCAAGAUGAAACGUAAAGAUGUCAGCAUUAAUAAAGUAUACGAUGCUCGUGCACUGAGAGUUGUCAUUGGAGACAAGAAUGGAAGCUUGCAUGGUCCAGCAGUUCAGUGCUGUUAUAGUUUCCUUGAUAUUGUCCACAGGCUCUGGACCCCCAUUGAUGGCGAAUUUGAUGACUACAUAGUGAACCCAAAGCCUAGUGGUUAUCAGUCUCUGCAUACAGCUGUACUAGGUCCUGACUGCUCGCCUCUGGAAGUUCAAAUAAGAACUCAGAGGAUGCAUGAAUAUGCUGAACAUGGACAUGCUGCACAUUGGCUCUAUAAAGAAAAUGUGAAUUGGAUGCCCUCAGUUAGCAAUGCGGGCAAAUCUGAGUCCACCUAUCUUGCAAGACAUAUUGAGGAUCGGGAUACAGUGGAAGAUCAAGAUGAUUUGUUUCAAAAGUAUGGUUCCUUGAAAGCUGGACAUCCAGUUCUUAGGGUAGAGGGAAGUCACUUGCUCGCUGCUGUUAUAAUCAGGGUAGACAAGGGUGGAAAAGAAUUAUUAGUAGCUGUAAGCUUUGGAUUGGCAGCAUCGGAAGCAGUGGCCGAUCGAAGAUCUUCAUUCCAAACUAAGCGUUGGGAAGCUUAUGCAAGAUUAUACAAAAAGGUGUCUGAUGAGUGGUGGUGUGAACCAGGACAUGGGGAUUGGUGCACUUGCCUUGAAAAGUACACCCUUUGUCGAGAUGGUAUGUACCACAAGCAAGACCAAUUUGAGCGCCUCCUCCCAACCUUCAUCCAAAUCAUUGAUCUGACAGAGCAAGAAGAAUCUGAGUACUGGAGCAUUGUCUCAAACGUUUUUGAAGGGAAGGAGAUUGAGUCUGCCAAAUCAAGACCGACCACAGGAUCUAUCACUUCAUCUUCCAUGGAAAUUGGCAUCAAUAACAAGGUGCAACUGCUGAGGACGAUGCUGCAGUGGGAAGAGCAGCUCCGUUCUGAAGCCAUCAGUAGCCACCAGAAGCAAGGUAGAAUACCAUAUAGUGAGCCUAGUGAGCCCAUUAGCCUCGGUGAAGUGGUAAUAGUAUGCUGGCCCCGGGGCGAUAUAAUGAGGUUGAGAAGUGGGAGCACUGCAGCAGAUGCUGCUAGGAGAGUUGGGCUGGAAGGAAAGCUGGUGGUGGUCAAUGGGCAGCUGGUACUUCCGAGUACUGAGCUCAGAGAUGGCGAUGUGGUAGAAGUCAGGCUGUGACUAGGAGCUUGCAGUGGAUGAUCUGAUGAAAAUACUUGUGCAUAUAGAAGAAGAGGAUUACAUAAGUUCAUCAACGAGCUCUGUUGCUGGACAAGGAGCCACCGCUAAAUUGAAACACUCGUAGAGCCACAAGGUUCCAAUUUUUCCUAUAGGGAAAUGUGAGGCACUGCAGUUGGAUUUUUAUGUACAGACCACUUCGGAAUUCUUUAAAAGAACUUGUAUGAAUAAUAUGUACAUAUAUAUUAUACAUAUUGUAAGACAGCUGAUGAGUGGAGAAAGAAGCUUAGAAUUGCUGAUUGAUUUGUAAAGAUUAGUUAUACUUCCCUUUGUGUGCAAGAAUUCAAUCUAGUAAGGAUAAUUCAAUUGAA
Molecule: messenger RNA, 3077 nt
Organism: Punica granatum (pomegranate)
Lineage: Eukaryota; Viridiplantae; Streptophyta; Magnoliopsida; Myrtales; Lythraceae
Source: RefSeq, a predicted model, not a curated record